This is a messenger RNA of Durusdinium trenchii, 5550 nucleotides long. The record is from the annotation of a GenBank genome assembly. Lineage: Eukaryota; Dinophyceae; Suessiales; Symbiodiniaceae.
AUGACAAUCGAGACCCCCGAGUGGCGCCCCUUGUCGUCGCUGAGGUCCUGGGUGCCUCCACAGGACAACAGUGCCAAGUCGAUCGUGGGAUAUCGCAUCUACCGGGACAACGGUCAAGGUGGAGCAAUUGACACUCAACUAGCCUUGCUUGAUGAGACUACCUUCUCGUACAGAGAUGCCAGCCUUGUCACGGGACAAGUCUACUACUACAGGCUCAUGGCGACCAAUGGAGACGAUGGCGAACCGGUCACCAUCUCUGCUCAACCAUCAGUGCCACCUGUAAAGCCCGAUCCGGCGCUCUUGAUCAACACUGGCACAGGCAGCAUGACCUUUCGCUUCACGCCUUUGUCAGGUGCUCCUUCUGGCUGGUCACCCACCAUCCGCUACACCUUGUAUCGGAAUGAUGGUCUCGGUGGAGUCCUGCGAUUCCAAUACGAGGGCGACAUGGAUGGCACAUCGACUGUCGAACUCGUGCUGGGAGGCUUGGUGGAAGGCAGACAGUAUUUGUUCCAAACCUCGUACUGGAGCCGCAUUGGCCAAAGCCCUUUGAGCGACGUCACUGCGGUGGUGUGCUGCGAGUUCCGCAAGCCCGGGAGUCCGGCGCUGAAUCUUCGACGGGAAGGCGACCAGAGCAACGAGAAGAUCACCUUGGCCUGGGAUCCUGUCACAGACAUCGGCAGUUCGUCCUUGAUCUAUUACCGGCUCUACAUGGACGACGGCUACACGGAGAUCUCCAAGAACACGGCCUCCGGCACGACCACCACGGAGUUCUUCGAGUUCUUGACCCCUGGGAAUCCCUACCGCUUCGCCGUGGCCGCCGUGAACGCCGCGGGGGAGGGUCCCCGGAGCGAGCGGAUCACGCUGACGGCAUCGGAUGUGGCGGGGCAACCCUAUGAUGUGGAAGCGACCUUUCAAUCAAGUUAUCGUAUUGAUCUGGCAUGGAAGAAACCUCUUCUCACUGGCGCCUCAGGCAUGAGUGGCUACAAGGUGUGGGUGGAUGAUGGCAAUGGAGGCAACAUCAAUAACUUGAUUUGGGAUGGUGGCACCAAAGCCUCGACGCUCUACUACUCCUGGGAACCGGUCUUCUCCGAUGGAUCGGUGGCGCUGCUCGCGGGGCAUACGUACCGCUUUCAGGUUCAAAGUGUGAAUCCCACCGGCGACGGUGCCAAAUCCAAUCUCUUCUCCAUCGUGGCUGCUGCGAAGCCUGACUCACCCGGCAGACCAACGGUUGACAGGGCCGCCACAUCAUCUGCUGCGGUGCACCUGUCAUGGACGGCACCUUACAAUGGUGGCUCACCGAUCUUGGGAUACAUCGUGGAAAGAAAGGACUCUCCCACAGCAGCUUGGACAUCACUGACCACGGCAGCAGAUUCUUACACCUCUACCACUUAUGUGGAUAGCUACAAUCUGGCAGCGAACUCCUUCUAUAUCUAUCGAGUUUCGGCCUUUAACUUGGUGGCGGUGGGCGAUACGAUGUAUUCUCCUGAAGCGACGAUCCCAGCCGCCGCGGUGCCCAGUGCUCCCACCGUGAGCUUCGUGACCUCCACGGAGACGACCAUCACCGUGUCCUGGGAUAUCCCUUUGUCCGAUCUGACGGUCACCGGAUUCAGACUCUUUGCAGACAAUGUCUUGAAGUACGAUGGUGCUGGAGUAAGCACCGUCCGAACCUUUACUUUGGCUGGAUGCAGCACAGGCAACAUGCAUGACUUCCGUGCAACGGCCAUUAGUGAUGCGGGUGAGUCUGGCUACUCUGCAUCUUUGCCAAGAUAUUGUGCCAGGCGGCCAUAUCCACCAGCGCAGCCAACGUUAAAGUCGACGACCCUGAGCAUUGUGGAGAUCCAGUGGAUGGCCCCUAGCAACAAUGGUGGUAUGCCAAUCUCAGGAUAUAAGGUGCAGAGAGCAAAUCACGACACCUAUUUUUUUGGGACAGUUCAAUGCCUCCAGACGGACAAUACAUAUUUGACAAUUCUGCCAGAGAAUCAACAUUCUUGCUUGGAUGACACCGCAUUCCUCUGUCCUUCUCGGAAGUGCAAAUACCGUGUCUUGGCCAUCAAUGGCGUGGAGGACGACAACUUCGCAGAUGUGUCGCCCUACUUGGUGGCGACGGCCGCCAACCUGCCGAUUCCACCCUCCACAGUGACUCGUGAUGAUCCUCCCAGCACGAAGACAGCAAUUGAGGUUCAGUGGCCUCCAGUGACCUCAGAGGCAGAUACAGGUGGAGCAUUAGUCAUUGGUUAUCGAGUUUAUGCGAACACUGGUAUUGAUGAUAGCCUUUCCUUGGUCUUCGAUGGAUCUGGUAGCCCAUCUGUACGUUCCUUCAAGCACACCGGCUUGACUCCUGGCAGGCGUUAUUGGUAUCAGGUAAGCUCUGUGAGUAGCGUUGGGGAAGGCACUCGGAGCGGCAUCUUCACCUUUCUCGCAGCUGAACCACCAACUGCUCCUUUGCAACCUCGCUUUGUGACUGCAGGCUUUGGAUCCAUUACGAUUGGACUUGAUCCACCACCAUCGGAUGGUGGCUCUCCAAUUGUGCGCUAUGCCAUCUACCACAACGAUGGCACGGUGAACGGAUUGCUGAGUACGCAAGUCUUGGUUUGUGACAUGUCCCGAACCGAGUUCGCUGUGCCCAACCUUUUGCUUGGGCGAGAUUACCAGAUUCAGAUUCAGGCGCAUGCAGACUGCCCCACCGGCACUGGCUCUUCGCUGCAUGAGUAUGAUGCUUCUGGUCUGUGUGUGAACGAUGCUGACUGUACACUACCAGGUGACCGAAGUGAUAUUGCUCUCUACACAGCAACGGAUGUGCCUGAUGUGGUUGCACUUGCUAAGGUUGAUGGGACCCAGACACGCACCGCUGUGACAUUUCGAUGGGCGGCACCCGGCAAUGAUGGCGGUAGUCCAAUUACAAGUUACGAACCAUACAGAGAUGAUGGUUUAGGUGGUGACUUUGUGCGGGUUGAUGUACUUCCGACCAACUACUUCGAGCCAGAUACAGCCCUCUCCGUGACGGGUAACGAGUAUAAGUACUCGGGCCUGGUGACGGGCCGACGCUACAACUUCUUCAUGGCGGCCUGCAACAAGCGUGGAUGUCGCAGUGGGUCGAUCUACGGACCCCUCACGGCCGCAGCCCCACCGAAUCAGCCAGAUCCACCCAUGACGACCGGCACGUCGGCCAGUCCUCCAGCGAUCAAUUUCACGUGGACUCCUCCAGAGAAUGGUGGAAUGCCCAUCCUGAAGACCGUGAUCGAGAGAGAUGAUGGCCAGGACGAUCUCUUCACGGUGCUGGCGGAGGUGGACGCACCGGACUUCACGUAUUCAGACAUGACAGUGACAGCUGGACUCACUUACCGCUACAGGAUUCAGAUCCAGCACGAGCAGUCAUCCAGCGAGUUCAGCAAUUUGGCCACUUUUGUAGCAGCAGGCUUGCCAUCCCAACCGGAUGCUGUCACGUUGGUCUCACAGUCAACGACCAAUAUUUCAGUGUCAUGGACGACACCUGCUUCCAAUGGUGCUGACAUCUUCCAGUUUAUCCUUCGGCGGGAUGAUGGUUUGGGCUCGACGCUGACGCAGAUCUACCGUGCAGUCGUAGCCUUAGUUUCGCGACAACAACACCCGGACACGAAGUUCUUGAGCUAUAAGAGGGAUGUGGGGCUCAAGCGCCGCAAGCUAUGGAGCUUGGAAAUACGCUUGCCGAUCAUGGCCAAGCUUUUCAACUACAGCGACAAAAAGUGGUAUUACAUCUCCGGUGAUUGCGCGAACUAUGCAAGCCUUUUCAUCAACUGCUUCGAGCAGGAUAGGAACGAUUUGGACUCUGAAGUCUCAAAUGCCUUCAGUGGUCCUGCUUCAGUGAAGCCAGAAGUGCUGGUUGGAGAAGUGCUGGUCACAUUGGACGAUGCCAGAUUGAGCUGUGUGGAUCAAGGGCUCGGAGUGUACAAAUGCUCUUACCUCAUUACAGAGGCACAGACCCUGAGUGUGAUCCUGCGGGUGAACGGCCAACCUGUGAACCCAGUGUCACCACAUACUUUUGCGUUGGUCAUCAACCCAAAGCCUAUUGACUCCACGAGCGGCGUGAGCUAUGUCUACGCCUUCACGACAUUCUUUCCAGAGAUCAGAAGAAGCACGGACAACAGCGUGAUUUUUCAGGUCAGAGAUGAAUUUGGAAAUGAUGUCCCGGAUCAAGGCAACAACUUCAUGUUCUGUGAAGCUGAUGGACCAGAGCAAAAGACCACGCCCUUCCGACCCCCCUUGGAUGCCGUGCGCUAUGCUCCUGGACUCUUCCGGGUGAAUCUCAAGCUGGAGACCACGGGGGUGCACAAGGUGAAUUGCUAUGCCCUGAACAAAGGCGGCAUCAAUGCCAGGUAUUUCAACAAUCGCUGGGUGGAGGGGGUUCCCGCCAUCUCGCAGGUCCCGACCGCCGCCAAUUAUACCUUUUACAUUACUUGUGACGAUGGAGCAAAUCUUUGGAUUGAUGAUGAGUUGGUUUUGAGCCAAGCGAGCGCAGGGCAGUUUCAAACCAGGCCGAUUUUGUUGACCGGAGCUCGUUUGUAUCACCUCCAAGUGAUGUAUUACGAGCGGACGGGCUUCGCGCGCAUGCGCUUGGAAUGGUCCAGCGACCAGGGACUGGUCCGCGAAGUCAUCGGGAAGGACUCCUGGUUUCAUUCACGUUACCUGGCGGGUGUCACCGUGGAUGCGCUGGUGCAGUUACGGGACCAAUUCGGGAACAACCGCACCAGCAGCAGCACUAGCUUACUCUUUCAGGGCCGCUUUGGACCCAGUACAUUGGCCUAUACAGAUCACAAUGAUGGGACAGUGACGGUCAAGGUGGGCACGCACUUGGCUGGGCAACAUCCGCUCCAGAUAACAUUGGCUGGAGUUCAGAUUUCCAACACACCAACACCAGAGAUCCCAGUCAAUAGCUCGCUUGCAAAGUAUGAUGGGACAGACUGUGCCAUUCCUGCCCAAGUUACCGCCGGAAUUCAAUCGUUGUUCCAAUGCUUUCCCCGAGACACCUUUGGCAACAAAGUUGUGGACAACGACAUUUUUAUCGAGGCGGAGUUUGUGAACAUGGAUGACUCCAGCGCACCAGUGGUGACCGUUGCGGGGACCUACAGUCUUGUGGACGACAACUACGAUUUCCCACUUCAGAUCAACAAAGUUGGAGCGUACUCUGUGGUUACGCAGCUUUGGGCGCGUGGUGGUUUGAUCGGCCGCUACUAUCGAACUCCAGGCUUCCAGAGCCUGGUGUCGCUGCUGACCGACCGACCACAUCAGGGCUUGGCGCUCUUUGAGUACACACGAGUGGAUCCUCAGCUGAACAUCAUUUGGCCAGAGAGUCCAGUAGCUACAUGCCCAGAGGAUUAUUACUCGGUGCAUUGGCACGGCUACUUGCUGCCAAAGGCCACUGGAUUGCACAACAUUCGAAUUGAAGCAGACAGAGGUGCCCGAGUCAUGGUGGGUUCUGCAUGGGUCAUUGACGAGAUCGCUUCAGACACCGCAGUUCGUGCAUCUGCACAAGUGAGUGCAUCCCAGACGGUUCUGUUUUGGUCGCUACUGUAG